This is a messenger RNA of Octopus bimaculoides (California two-spot octopus), 4722 nucleotides long. RefSeq names its product solute carrier family 4 member 11. The record is from RefSeq and is a predicted model, not a curated record. Lineage: Eukaryota; Metazoa; Mollusca; Cephalopoda; Octopoda; Octopodidae. Gene Ontology annotation, cellular component: plasma membrane; basolateral plasma membrane. Gene Ontology annotation, molecular function: solute:inorganic anion antiporter activity. Gene Ontology annotation, biological process: transmembrane transport; monoatomic anion transport; monoatomic ion homeostasis.
GUCACAGUCUUUGUGUGACUCCUUCCCCCACCGUCGUCAUACGCAUUGGAGUCUUCUCUUAUGUUGGUUAUUGUUGUUUUUUUUGCCUUCUCUCAGUGUGGGAGUUUUUUACAUUUCUCCAUUCAUCCUGUACCUCCGCAACAGCACUGAACUCACAUAUCCUGGAACAAUAACCAAACCCGAAGUGUACAGAAAAUUUUGACCUGUCUUUCAUCAGAUAUAUCUUCAGCUACUACAACCUUUUUCUUUAGUUUAUCUAAAUAAAGAUCUCGAGUGAUUGCAUCAUUUAUUUGUGUAAAAAUGAGUCGGAAAGACAAAAAUGGCUGGCAGCCAAGCAACUCAGAUGAGAUUGGUAGCCAAGAGACAAAUGUAUAUUUACAGAACUUCAGUUUCUUGGAGGAAGACAAUCCUGCAUUUUUGCCAGAUGAAAGCUUUUCGAAUGGUUUGCACACCCCUGAACAAAUUUCCAGCUGUGAGUUUAAGCCAGAGGUGGUUGGCACAAAUCGUAUUUCAAUUGUGAGUGUUGAAAAGGAUUAUGCUGCUGAGAGGUCCCUUAUUUAUUCCAGGCAUGAGAAAGUUCCAAUGAAAGACUUUUCUAAGGAAAUCCGUGGUGCGAGGGACAUUGAAAGAUUCACAAACAGAGCCAUUUUGCUGUUAAACAUGAAUGUGACAAGUGUUGACAAAAUUAUCGAAGAAAUUCUCAGAGCUAUGGUUCACAUCAACGAUAUUCCUGCCCUUAAGUCUCUCCUCUUCACACAUGAUGGCGUGCAUCAAUUGCGGAAGACAGUGCAGAGCUCUUGUAUAGCAAUGGGUGGUGGCUUUGAUUAUGACCAAAGUUGGAUAUGUUCCAUGUGUUGCAGUCCAAUAGUAACCAAGACUAUGGUUGGCAUUGCUCAUCUCCGUCAGCCAGCCAACUUUGGUACAACUGCUCAAGAAAUAUCCUUUGUGAUUAUUAUUAUUACUCCUACAAAAGAGAAAGGUACAAAAAGUGAGUUUGAAAUCGGAAGAACAUUUAGCACUUUAUUUGCUUGCCCUGACCUUCGUCAAGAAUUAUCACUAUGUUCCAAUUCAGCACAGUUUAAUAAUGUACUUAGGAAAUAUGGCAAUAUUUUAGCUGAACAGCAUCGGAAGACCCAAAUGCAUCCUGAGACUGAACAGAAAGAAGAGUGCAAAUGUGGAUUUAUGCGAGGUUUACGUAAAGAUUUGAAGCGAAGACUUCCCCAUUACAUUUCUGAUUACAAAGAUGGUGUCAUUGGUCCCAGGUCAGUCCAGAAGACUCUGUCCACAACCUUGUUUCUUUACUUUGCCAUACUUCUACCAUCAAUAGCAUUUGGUGUUUUGAAUGAUGGUAAUACCAAAGGAACACUAAAUGUCGAGAAAGUGAUCUACUCCCAAAUAUUUGGAGGAUUAGUGUUUGCGUUGUUUGGCGGAACACCACAGAUCGUUCUACUCACCACUGCCCCUUUGGCUCUUUACACCAAAAUUAUCUACAGUAUUUGUGAAGACUUUGAUAUUGACUUCCCUGCCAUGUUUGGUUGUGUGGGGCUCUGGAAUACAUUCUUCCUCUUCAUCUAUUCAUUCUUUGAUCUGAGUAUCCUGAUGCAAUGGUCUACCAGGUCUUCAGAAGAAAUCUUUGCAUUAUUCAUCGCAAUAGCUUUUACUGUUGACAGUUUUAAAAGUUGUGCCCAGAAUUUUGACAGCUUCUACAACAUACAGUGUCCUGAUAGUAAUAUAAGCAGUAAUUUGACGAAUGGCUUGGAAACCUGUGCUCCGGAAAAAAGUGUCCUCUAUUUAUUUCUACUACUUGCAACGCUUUGGGUAGGAGUAUCCUUGUUUAACUUCAAAAAUACCCCCUACCUAACGUCUGCCAAGAGGGAGAUGUUUUCUGACUAUGCUUUACCUGCGUCUGUCAUUAUUAUGUCUUUUGUCGGUGCCUACCUGUUUAGGGACAUCAAACUUGGUGAGAGCUUCGACCCUGACACAAUGGAUACAAGUAUAAAUUUGGUGCCAUUUUCCAAACUGAAUGCUGGGGCAGUAUUUGGUGGAAUGGGGCUUGGAUUCUGUUUGUCUCUUCUCUUCUUCAUGGAUCAAAACAUAUCAGCAGCACUCGUUAAUGCACCUCAAAACAAAAUGAAAAAAGGCACAGCCUACCACUGGGAUCUGUUUGUGGUUGGUGUUAUCAAUGGUGUUCUCUCCUUAUUUGCCUUCCCCUGGUUGCAUGCUGCUCUACCACACUCCCCACUACAUGUCCUGGCCCUGGCAGACGUAGAAGAAAGAGUAGAUCAGGGUCAUGUCUAUCAAACGAUUGUGAAUGUACGUGAAACCCGGUUGACAGCUAUAUUUUCUCACAUCCUAAUUGGACUCUCUCUACUGAUACUGAAUUACCUGGCUUACAUACCCAACCCCGUGCUUUAUGGACUCUUCCUCUUUGUAGCUGUGACGUCCCUCUAUGAUAACCAACUGUUCGAGCGAUUCUGUCUUCUAUUUACUGAACAGUCUGCCUAUCCACCAAACCAUUACAUUCGACAAGUUCCGCAAAGGAAGAUGCAUUUAUUCACAGGGCUGCAAGUGCUCCAAUUAGUCAUUCUCUGUGUAUUUGGUUUUGUACCAUAUCCUUAUUUAAAGAUGUUUUUCCCGGUUUUAAUAUUUGGACUCAUACCUGUCAGACAUAAAAUUAUUCCUUACAUAAUAAACGACAAUUUUUUGAAAGCAAUGGAUGGUAAUUAAAGGAUGAUAGCUUUCACUUCACACUUUGAUGAACAACAUUCAGUAACUGACCAGGAGCCCAAAUUCACAUGAAUAAAGUACAUUGCAGCCAUUUAUAAGCGUGUGUCUCUGUCUGCCAUUCUCAGAGAAAGUUUUUUAUUUUAUUUUAUAAUUUUUAAUCAUUUUAAUCUUUUUUUUUUUAAUUUUACAUUUUGAAAAUAAAUCUAAUCUUCAUUGUAGGAUUAUUUCUUAUUGCUUCAGUCAUUGGAAUGUGGCCAUGCUGGGGCACAGCCUUGAAGUGUUUAUUCAAACAAAUCAACCACAGUAGAUAUUUUUUAAAGCUGGUACUUAUUCUGUUGGUGUCUUUUGCCAAACUGCUAAGUUACAAGGAUGUAAGCAAAUCAACACCAGUUGUCAUGUGCUAUGUAUGCAUUUAUAUAUAUACAUAUAUAUAUAUAUAUAGAAAAAAGCAAGCAAGAGAGAGAGAGAAGAAACAUACUUCUUCAUCCACAUUCAAACAAGCUUUCUAAUCUGUCACUGGGCUGAUAGUGGCAGUGUGUGUAUAUAUAUAUAUAUAUAUAUAUACACACACAUAUAUAUAUAUAUAUAUAUAUAUAUAUAUACACACACACAAAAUAAGAAUGAACAAGAGCAGUGUGUGUGUGUGUGUGUGUGUAUAUAUAUAUAUAUAUAUAUAUAUAUAUACAUAUAUAUAUAUACACACACACAAAAUAAGAAUGAACAAGAGCAGUUUUAUACAUGCAAAGCAUUUUAUUGAUUACACAUGCAUUAUGUUAUAGGAAACACUUACCACCUUCUCAGGCAACAGAACUACUAAAGUAACAAAAAUGUCACAUGUUCUUUCAAUAAAUUCCUCUCAUUUAGAAAAUGUCUGACAUAAGCAGCAACUAACUUUUUGUUAAAUAUAAGAUAUUACUCAUGUUACAUCUCUGUAUAUUUGCAUUCAUGAAAUUCCAUUAACUGAUGUCACGUUCACAUGAUUCCAUGGGUUUCCCACCUCAGCUUGUGUCAGUUAUGUGGCAGUCCCUCUCAUGCACAUCUGACACUAUGUCACACAUCAUGCGGAAGUCUUUAUGCCAUCCCUCUUUUAGCUUGUCAGCCUAUAGAAGUCCAUUUUGUCUCAAUGCGACAGCCAGUUCAACUUGAGUCACCAGGACCACGUGCUGCCUGCUUCUUGCUCACCAUCCUUUGUGUCAUGAUGUGGAAGCUCCGCCCCCUUACUGUGUCUCAAUGUGGAAGCUAUCUUUCCAAGUGACAGCCUUCUUUAUACCCAUCUGAUCCAGUGUUGUUUACUCAGCAAACUGGAAUAGUUUCUUUACAAGUUACAAAGCUAUAAGAUAACAUAGACAGGAUAUAUGUAUUCAUAACCGAUAAGAUAAAAUAUUGGUAAGAUACACAAAGAUAUAGACAUAAUAAAUAACAUAUUUAUCCAAACAGGGAGAUGAGAUAUAACGAACAAUAACAUAGAUGAUAGAGACAAGUAUAACAGAACAUAUACAAUAUAGCAGGACAAGAUAACAAAUCAUAACAUACAAGCCAUAAGAUAACAUAUUUAAGUGCUGCUUUGGUGUGUGAUCUACAGUUUAAAGGGAAAUGCCAAACUUGUGUAAUCUACACGCUUAUUUUAGGUCUCUUAUUUACUAAGACACAAAUGAAACGUGGUUUUAUUAUUAUUAAAAUAGUAAGAAUUUUUGAAAAAAUACACUUACAAUGCUAAGUACAGAUUAAAAAAAUUUGAAUAAUUAACGAUGAAUUGAGUGAACAUCUGCUAGAAAUGUAAGAACAUCUUAAGGGUUUUUAAGAAUUGAAAAGUAACCCAAAUUAGUCGCCCUUUAAGUUGAUCGCACGCCAAAGCAGCACCCAUAUUUAUAUGGUACAGAAAAACUUAUGGUAUGAUGACAAUUUCCAGAUUUUAUAAUAUUCCAGACAAUUUCUUUCCAUUUUGUUUUUUUUUUCUAAAUAAAAUUGUAAAUAAACAGAAUUUGAAACAUUUUA